Molecule: messenger RNA, 2860 nt
Organism: Penicillium canescens
Lineage: Eukaryota; Fungi; Ascomycota; Eurotiomycetes; Eurotiales; Aspergillaceae
Product: metal cation transporter MSC2
Exons: 4
Coding region: 159-2834 (891 amino acids)
Biological process (GO): zinc ion transport; intracellular zinc ion homeostasis; transmembrane transport
Cellular component (GO): membrane; Golgi apparatus
Molecular function (GO): zinc ion transmembrane transporter activity
Source: RefSeq, a predicted model, not a curated record
CUUGACGCCAUAUUCUUAUAUUUACAUGCCCCUGUCCAGGCAAUGCUGAGUCUGACUUGAUCUGCGAGGAUCCGCACUCCUCCCCGAUAUCUUGGCAUAGCGCCCCAUCUCCUAUCUUGCUCGGACUUCCUAUUCAGCGCGCAUUGCCAGCCUCAGACAUGUCGACGGGGGGACCGUCCCUGAGUGUGGAUCUCACUCCGCCUGUCAAUGGACACCACAACCAUGGCCAUACUCGUCGCGGCCACUCUCGAUCGAAUCGCUGGGCGCAACCUCCGCCUCCCAUCCCACAGCCGGUCAACAGCCUCCCCCAACCUGAAACCAAUGGGUUGAAUUCAAGCUAUUCAUACGGACAUGCGCAUCAAUCGUCGAAUGGCCAUACACACUCGCAUUCAAGCGCCCACCAUGAUCACCAUGAUCACUCACACACACACCACGAUCAUGGCCAUCAUCACGAUCAUCAUGACCAUGACCACGACCACCAUAGCCACCACGGCCACCAUGGUCAUACCCAUAGUGUGUCUUCGGUUCAUAAUGAUGCGCUACACAACCACGAUUCGAAAAGUGCUCAUGGAUUUAUACCCGUCGAUACAACCAUCAAGGCGGAUUCUAACCCCGAUCAAAUCCAUGAGAUAUUCACUGGCGCUCUCAUUGUGUUGCCUUGGAUUGUGCUAUCUUGGCAUAACAGGCAGAGCGUGCAAACGCCUGGAUCGACUCCUACAGAAACCGCAACAGUGCCCAUUCCCAUUGUAUCUGUCGGACAAGUCGGACAGAAAACGUGCAUUUUAACUGCAAUCACGCUUGUUUUGUUCGGUUGUGGUCAGCUCCUGCGAAUCAAGCUCCAGAAGACUGGAUCAUUGGGAGCAUCGUCCAUCAAAUUUCCAGCAGUGAAUGCGAAGGCCGUUCAAGCUUCUCUUUCACAGAUCGUUUCGGUGGCACUGCCGAUUUUUGCAGCGCUGAAAGUCGGUGGCUUCUUAGUUGCCUUUGCGCUCCUCCUUGCGACUGCAACAGGGGUACCGACUAUCAUCAAUGGGAACCCACGCUCCCUGGAGCGAUACAGUAAAAAGAAGCUGUCCAUUGCGCUUCUUGCACUGGCCACUGCGACGAGUUUCUUGGGGCUGAAUUAUCCCUGGGACCCAUCUCCUUUCUUUGGAUAUGUCGCGCUCUUGGUAUCAAUUUUCAUUAUCGCUCCUCCGUUCCCUUUUCUUCGCCAACAUGGUCCUAUCCCUGAGCCGGGUCUUGUUGCACUGCAAGGAAAGUCUUCGGACCUGAGCCAGUCUUCCGUCGUGGCUACAACCGAUGCGCCAUUGGCUGUCAUAUCCGGAUCCUCUCUUGCACUGUUCACUCUGAUUUUCACUCGAGGAAUCGGCUUCGGCAUGUCAGAUGUAAUAUACCUCCUUGUUCCUACGGGUCUCUUUGCACUUUCUCUCAUGGCCUCUCUGCCCGAGGGUCUUCGAUCUUCCAACAAAAUCGGGCUCGCCAUCUGUGCUGGAGCUGCAGCUCUUCUAUGCUCCCCUCAUAUGCAGGAUGAUCUCCUUGUACUAUAUGGCGCGCGUGGGAUCUUAGCAACAGCCUCGUUCUUUGCUUCUCGAAUGGAUGAUGGCCAUUUGCAUUCCGAUUCCCACGCACACAAUCACACAAGCCACAGCCAUUCGCACGCCACUGUCGAAGCGUCGCGUGUGUCAAAGUGGCUCCUCCAUAAAAGCGAGCCAUACCCUUUGCUACAUAGCAUUCUGAAAGAGAAGGAUUCCCGCAGCAUCUUCUACUUCAUGUGUCUAAACUUUACAUUUAUGCUUGUCCAACUGUCAUAUGGCUUCCUGACUGGAUCAUUGGGUUUGCUUAGUGACAGUAUUCACAUGUUCUUCGAUUGUCUCGCGCUUGUGGUCGGUUUGUGCGCUGCUGUCAUGAGCAAAUGGCCUCCGAAUGCUCGUUUCCCUUACGGCUAUGGGAAAGUCGACACUUUGUCUGGAUUUGCCAACGGCAUCUUUCUUAUGAUUAUAAGCGUGGAGAUCAUUUACGAAGCAGUGGAACGGCUGUCAUCAGGAAGUGAGAUGCAACGUAUCGGGGAGCUGUUGGUUGUUAGCAUUGCUGGUUUGGCUGUCAACCUCGUCGGUAUCUUCAGCUUUGAGCAUGGUCAUCAUCAUGGCCACGAUCACGGACACGACCACUCUCAUGGCAAUGAGAACAUGCACGGCAUCUUCUUGCACAUUCUUGCCGAUACGCUUGGGUCGGUGGCUGUCGUGAUAUCGACCAUCCUUGUGCACUAUUCUGGCUGGUCGGGCUACGAUCCCUUGGCAUCGUGCUUUAUUGCCAUAUUGAUCUUCGCCUCGGCGGUUCCCCUGGUCACAAGCACCGCCAAAUCCUUGCUGCUCACUCUGCCAGCCGAUAUCGAAUAUAAUGUUCGUGAAACCUUAGCGGGUGUCAGCACCUUGAGGGGCGUGGUCAGCUAUACAGUACCCAAAUUCUGGCUCGAUGAUACCGGGACGACGUCAGAGCACAGCCAUUCGCAUGACCACUCCGGUCAUGGCGAAUGUGGACAUCAACACGAUCAUAGUCACAGCACCCAUCAUAACCACGACCAUGACCACGGCCAUUCCCAUACGCACAGCCAUUCUCAUGCACACGACCAUGAUCAUGAGCAUGACCACGAGCACGAGAAAAAGCCGCAAAAUAUCUUCGGUGUGAUCCAUGUCAUUGCGUCACGCGGUGCAGAUUUAGAAGAUGUGCGUCAACGGACCGUCGACUAUCUCCGUGAGAAAAACAUGGAUAUUCUGGUCCAAGUUGAGCGCGAUGGAGAUGCACGCUGUUGGUGUGGUGGCGGAAGCAAGGGCUUGUAAUUGGUCGCAGUCAAUCUUUGUUUCAC